Molecule: messenger RNA, 635 nt
Organism: Myiozetetes cayanensis
Lineage: Eukaryota; Metazoa; Chordata; Aves; Passeriformes; Tyrannidae
Gene: BLOC1S1
Product: biogenesis of lysosomal organelles complex 1 subunit 1
Exons: 4
Coding region: 35-415 (126 amino acids)
Biological process (GO): endosomal transport
Cellular component (GO): BLOC-1 complex
Source: RefSeq, a predicted model, not a curated record
CGUGUCGGUGACGUCACGGUCACGUGUCCCGGCCAUGCUGUCGCGGCUGCUGAAGGAGCACCAGGCCCGGCAGAGCGAGCGGCGCGAGCUGCAGGAGCGGCGCCGAAGGGACGCGAUCGCGGCCGCCACGCGCCUCACAGAGGCCCUGGUCGAUCAUCUCAAUGUGGGGGUGGCCCAGGCCUACGUGAACCAGCGCAAACUGGACCAGGAGGUGAAAACCCUGCAGGUGCAGGCGGCCCAGUUUGCCCGGCAGACGGGGCACUGGAUCUCCAUGGUGGAGAACUUCAACCAGGCCCUCAAGGAGAUUGGUGAUGUGGAGAACUGGGCACGGAGCAUCGAGAUGGACAUGAGGACCAUUGCCACCGCUCUCGAGUACGUCUACAAGGGGCAGCUCCAGCCCUCCUCCUGCUCCUGAGGGACCCCCAGGACCCCCAGCACUGUGGCUGCUCCCAGCACAGGAUGGGGGUCCUGCAGCAGCAGGUCCUGGAGUGUUCCCGGGACCCCCAGCCCUGGGAAUGGGUGGAAUAAAGUGUGGGGAGCUCAGGGGAGUGGGGGGCCGGGCCAGGCACCAGCAGGACCCUGGUACAGCCCCCCCCCGGUUCCCCCUAAGCCACCUCAUCCUCCUUAGUGCUUAA